AUGGUUUCAUUGUGGUGGAGUCAAAGUGCUUUGGAUGAGCAGAUUGACAAAGCAACGUCCGAGCUCUUGCCUACCAAUCAGGAAGACAUUGCACUUCAUUUUACUAUCAGCGACCACAUACGAAGCAAGAGGGUGAACAGCAAAGAAGCUAUGCGUUCUCUUAAACGGAGGUUGCAACAUAAAAACCCAAACGUGCAGUUGGCUGCUUUAUCGCUUACCGAUACGUGUGUCAAGAAUGCUGGUGAUGCGUUUGUCCGAGAGAUUGCUAGUCGAGAAUUCAUGGAGACUCUUACUAUGAUUUUACACUCUCCGGAUUGCAACUUGGACGUCAAGAAUAAGAUCCUUGCUGUCAUCCAGACGUGGGCUAUCGCUGCAAAGAACAAUCCAAGCCUAAAUUACCUGACCGACACCUACCACUUGCUUCAGCAUGAACGAUUUCAAUUCCCGCCAUUGAAUGAACACGUUAAUGCAUUGCUCCUGGAAACCGCAGCACCACCUGAAUGGACCGAUUCGGAUGUAUGUGAACGUUGCAGAACACCAUUUACAUUCACCAACCGUAAACACCAUUGCCGAAAUUGUGGUGGCACUUUUUGUCAAGAAUGCUCUUCCAAGAAUCUACCCUUACCCCAUUUGGCCAUCGAUGAUCAUGUCCGUGUAUGCUAUGGAUGUUAUAUCAAGCUAAAGCUCUCUCGUGUUGCGAAAAAGGAUCCUCUACCACAACAACAAGAGCCAACACCAAAGAGCACAACGCGGCAUGAACAAACUCCUACGUCUGCUCCUGUUGUCAAUGAAUCGGAGGAUAAGCAAUUUGAGGAGGAUCUGAAGCGAGCAAUUGAGUUAUCCAAAGCAGAGGCGGAUCAGCAUCAUCAUUAUGCACCAUCAGUGGCUGCUGUUGUCAAGGAUACAGAUUUGGGAUCGACAACACAAUAUGGACUGAAUGGCAUCAAGGAAGAGGCGGCAGAGGAGGAGGAUCCAGAACUAGCAGCAGCCAUUGCAGCUUCUUUACGUGACAUGGAGGAUGCACAAAAGACCGAACUCGAGUAUUAUAAUCAGCAGAGCAGUUCACGAAGGACAAAUAUGGAAGAGCUCUCGAAUACAGAAAUGGACAACAUUGAAUUAUUUGCGACGUUGAUGGACCGAAUGAGCGCGACUGCAGUAAACAACAUCGGGACGGAUGAGCAAAUCAAUCAACUCUACACCCAAAUCGCGACCUUGCAACCAAAAUUGGUUAAAAACCUUGAUGAUGCAAUUCAGAGGCACAAUAGGUAUUCAAUGUUGCACGAGAAAUUGAACAAUGCAGUGAGAACGUAUGAUCGACUACUUGAACAAAAGGUAGCAAGUUCCUAUCAGCGCGUAUCCAGCGCUUCAUUACAGCAACAACAAUAUGGUGCACCACAACCGGUUUAUAAUGCUGCAGCUGCUCCACAGCAAUACCCUGUUUAUUCGCAAACGUCUUCUCAAUCCUUGUAUCCAAGUAUGCAACCUCCCAAUGGAGAAAGAUCGUAUCCUGGUCAACCAUCGCCAUACCAACCACCACCCUUUGCAACAUCCCCACGACCAACAACAUUAUCACCCACUGCACCGUCUCACGGGAAUCCCUUAAGCGGUAUCCACCCUCCUACUUCGAUGACUAUACCCACGCAACAAGAUCCAACACCAUCCGCGGAUCAACUUGAACAACGUCAUUUUCCACAAACAGUUUCAGCUGUGGGAGACAAUCAUCACGUUUCGUACAACUAUGAUAACAAUCUUGGACGAUGGGUGACGACCAAUGUGUCACAAAUCCAGCAACAAAUGCCGCCACCACCCGCGCCACAGCAAGUGAUGAACCUUCCUCCUGCACCUACACAUGUCCCUCAACAACAACAGCAACAGCAACAACAAGCUGCAAGACCACAAGUGGAGGAACCCUCAUUGAUUGAACUUUGA
This is a messenger RNA of Lichtheimia ornata, 1929 nucleotides long. RefSeq lists its product as uncharacterized. Gene Ontology annotation, molecular function: phosphatidylinositol binding; ubiquitin binding; metal ion binding. The transcript has 8 exons. The record is from RefSeq and is a predicted model, not a curated record. Lineage: Eukaryota; Fungi; Mucoromycota; Mucoromycetes; Mucorales; Lichtheimiaceae. Bases 1 to 1929 code for a protein of 642 amino acids.